ACUGGAGAUUUAUGUCCAAUGUCCAUGGAUGCAGGAAACUGGUCAAGAGUAACUGAGUUUGUCCUCAUCAGCUUCUCUUCCCUGCCUACUGAAAUACAGACCUUGCUCUUCCUGGCAUUUCUAGCCAUCUACCUGAUCACUCUGCUGGGAAACAGCCUCAUCAUUCUGGUAACCUUGGCUGAUCCCAUGCUGCAAAGCCCAAUGUACUUCUUCCUCAGGAACUUAUCCUUCAUAGAGAUUGGCUUCAACCUGGUUAUUGUGCCCAAAAUGUUGGGGACCUUGAUUGCCCAGGACACAAGCAUCUCCUUCCUUGGCUGUGCCAUUCAGAUGUAUUUCUUCUUCUUCUUCGGAGUGGCUGAAUGCUUCCUCCUGGCCACCAUGGCAUAUGACCGCUAUGUAGCCAUCUGCAGUCCCUUGCACUACCCAGUCAUCAUGAACCAAGGGACACGUGCCAAACUGGCUGCUGCCUCCUGGUUUCCAGGAUUCCCUGUUGCCACUGUGCAGACCACAUGGCUCUUCAGUUUUCCAUUCUGUGCCACCAACAAGGUGAACCACUUCUUCUGUGACAGCCCACCUGUGCUGAGGCUGGUCUGUGCAGACACAGCUCGGUUUGAGGUCUAUGCCAUUGUUGGCACCAUUCUGGUCGUCAUGAUACCCUGCCUGCUGAUCCUAUGUUCCUACACUCGCAUUGCUGCUUCCAUCCUCAAGAUUCCAUCAGCCAAAGGGAAGCACAAAGCCUUCUCCACCUGCUCCUCACAUCUCCUCGUUGUCUCUCUUUUCUAUGUGUCUUUAAGCCUCACUUACUUUAGGCCUAAAUCAAACAAUUCCCCUGAAAGUAAGAAAUUAUUAUCGUUGUCCUACACUGUUGUGACUCCCAUGUUGAAUCCAAUCAUCUAUACCCUGAGAAAUAAUGAGGUGAAGAAUGCUCUAAGUCGAACCUUCCACAAGGCUCUGACCCUCAGAAACUUAAUCCUAUAGACAUUAAAAGGUAAGGUUAAUAUUUGUUGAAUGGAGAACAUAUAUUUGUGAUUCAU
Peromyscus maniculatus bairdii (prairie deer mouse) is the source of this 1034-nucleotide messenger RNA. Its product is annotated as olfactory receptor 10A5. Gene Ontology annotation, cellular component: membrane. Gene Ontology annotation, molecular function: olfactory receptor activity; G protein-coupled receptor activity. Lineage: Eukaryota; Metazoa; Chordata; Mammalia; Rodentia; Cricetidae. The record is from RefSeq and is a predicted model, not a curated record. Gene Ontology annotation, biological process: G protein-coupled receptor signaling pathway.